Messenger RNA from Scheffersomyces amazonensis, 2364 nucleotides. Its product is annotated as Bul1 N terminus-domain-containing protein. NCBI's taxonomy places the organism in Eukaryota, Fungi, Ascomycota, Pichiomycetes, Serinales, Debaryomycetaceae. The record is from RefSeq and is a predicted model, not a curated record. The transcript has a single exon. Gene Ontology annotation, cellular component: ubiquitin ligase complex. Gene Ontology annotation, biological process: protein polyubiquitination; protein monoubiquitination. Gene Ontology annotation, molecular function: ubiquitin-ubiquitin ligase activity. Bases 1 to 2364 code for a protein of 787 amino acids.
AUGUCCGAUAAUAGCCAACACCAGGAAGAAGAUUCGAAAAUAGAGUAUUCUCAAUGUUCAUUUGACGAUCCAGUAUGGUCGAUCUUACCUUCAUAUACUAUGUUUACGGAAACUGUGAAUAAAAACCUUCACGUUAUUGAUCCUCUAAACAAUUCCGCAGACGGAUAUCGUUUCGAUUUACCAAGUUAUGAAUUAAGCAGUACUCAAGCUAAUUUAGGUUUUGCAGCUCCCAAUCAACCGCGUCCUUAUCAAUUGAAUAGACCUUCGAGUCCUUCAUUAUUACUGUCUCUUUCCAAUGACUCUUCAACUAGUUCAUCUCAUGGAGAUUCAAUCAUGUCGACACAUGGCCGUGGUUCUGGUUCUGGUUCUGGUUCUAAUUCAACCAUUAAUCAAGUCAUUGUGGCUGAUGAAACAACUUGUGAUUGGCAGGAAACGAUUUUAGAUAAUAUUCAUAAAAUGAAGAAUAUGACAUUCUCAACUAAUCCAAUAGCAAAUAACAUUGAUAUUAAAGUUCAUUUUACUAAAGAUGUAGGUGUCAUUGGUAAGAAACCGGUAGAGAUAGAUCCUUCCCUUUAUGAAUAUAAACAAGGAGACUAUAUUAAUGGGUAUGUAUUGAUUAAAUCUUCUAAUGAUAAACCAAUAUUUUUCGAGAUGUUCUAUCUCUUGUUUGAAGGAACUUUUAUUGUUCAAGAUCCAAAUUUAACCUUCAAACAUGCAGUUAAGGUUAAAAAGUUCUUAGAAAUGUUCGAUUUUUCAGGUAGUUGGAAUGAGGCUCAUAUUAAUCGGUUAGUUACAGAUAAUCACAACAUAUAUGAUUGUCCUUUAUUGGAGGAUCCUGUUGAUGGAUCUAAUCUUUCCUUCAGUCCUGAUAAAAUUAUCAAACCUAAUAAUUUAUAUAAGCGUUUCUUCACAUUCAAAAUUCCUAACAAUUUAUUAGAUACUGAAUGUAAUGAUCAUAAUUUAUCUGGUCAUACUCAAUUGCCUCCAACAAUUGGCUUAUCAAAUUAUGAAAAGAGAUUAUAUCCUAUUAAUGCAACUGUUAAAAUUAAGGAUUUCUCAAUGAUAGAUACUUCUAUAAGUUAUGGAGUAUUGGCUAGAUUUAUUGGUAGAAGAUCAAUAUAUGAUGUUAAGGAUUCUCAAUUUGAAGAUAAGGUGGAUACUAGAUUAAUUAAUUCUACUGGUGAUGAGUAUGUAAUCUUAAAGGAAUCUUCUAGUUUCGUCAGAAUUUUACAACAAUCAAGAAGAUACAAUACAGUUAAUGAAAGAUCUUUAAAAUUCACUGAAGAUAAAAUUAUGUAUGACAAUUUCUUGUCUCGUAUCAAAGAUAAGAUUGAACUUGGUGAUCAAUUAGUUGAAGCCCUUCAGAAUGAUCAAUUAGAUUCAUCAAUUGAAAUAUCGAAAAGGAUAAGUGAAACUGAACUAGAGUUUGCUAAAGCUAAGCAAAAGUACGUUCAAGGAUUUCAUCGUGAUAUUAAGCAGACUUAUGAAUCAUGCAAAAAAUGUGAAUCAUACGAGAUAUUUCAACCACUAUAUAAAAAAUCAAGUUUGAUUUCAUCUAAGAAAGUUAUGGGUACGCUUCAGUUAUCGACCCCAAAGCAGGAAUUUGCCGUCACUUAUAUUCCUCCUCCAAAAUUUAGAAAAUUCUCUCCAAUCACCCAAGAGGAUUUGAACACAUGGCACUUAGAAAUUCCAAUUGAUUUAUCAAUUACAUUUCCUACUGCUCCUGAUUCAGUUAAGAAAUUACCAGAUAUAAAAAUGUUACAAGCCGAGUUGGUUGUGCUAACCAUUAAAUCUGAAAAACUGGCCAUACCAAUAGAAUUCAAUCAUGAUUUGAUCUUUAAUAAGACAGAAUUGAACCCUAAAGCACCUUUUAUUGAUGAAGAUACAUUUACGAAUAAUGUCAUUAAGCCAUUACAAAAAUCGUCUACUAGGUUGUAUAAUUUAAUUAUGACUUUGGGUGUUGAUAAUUUUAGAAUUGAAAAGCAAUUAAUUGACGACAUUAAAGCUGUUUGUCAAUUGAAUGAAAAAUAUAUUAAUUUAGAUAUUCAUGACACUAAAAUUAUUGAUAGAACUAACACCAAAUCCCCAGGUAAGGACAACACUAAUCCAAGUUUGAUAUCUUGGAAACAAGAUAAUGAUACUUCCUUUUCAAAAUCAUUUACUUUAAAGCUUAAUUUGGAAACUUGCAGGUUAAAAACUCCAGACUCCAAAAAGGAUGUUGGAGUCAAGGCUUAUGAUGAGUUUCAUUUGGUUCCUAAUUUCCAGUAUUGUUACAUGGCAAGAUUAUAUUACAUUAAAGUCACGCUUGUAUUGUCUAAUGGUGAUUAUGUCAGAGUUAAGAUUCCUGUUUCAAUUCAAAAGUGA